GGUUAUUUUAUCAGUUUUAACGAUAUUUACAAUCGUAUUAUAUUCAUUUGGAAUCCCUAUACUAGCGAAAUCGUUAGAAUUAGUAUAGUAACCUUUUUUAAGGAAGAUCCAGUUAAUUAUAAAAAUCUAGUCCGUAAUAGUAAUAGUAAUAUUGUUAAACAUCACAUUAUCUUUUUAAAUUAA
This is a messenger RNA of Neurospora hispaniola, 183 nucleotides long. RefSeq lists its product as uncharacterized. The record is from RefSeq and is a predicted model, not a curated record. NCBI's taxonomy places the organism in Eukaryota, Fungi, Ascomycota, Sordariomycetes, Sordariales, Sordariaceae. The annotation marks the transcript as partial. The transcript has a single exon.